GCCUGAUUGUUGUUAUUGUGAUGUAAAUAAAGCAACACAGAACAAAAAAAACAGCUGAGAAAAAGCAAUAUAAACAAAUUGUUGUUAAAAAAAAGUGUGACAGUUUACAGUAAGUAUCUAGCAAUAUGGUGAAUUGUUCUGUGUCGGGAUGUAGAAAUAGCACCAGACAUGGUGUAAAAAUGAAUACUGUUCCAAGGGAUGAAAAUCGACGAGCACAAUGGAUUAAAAAUGCUGACCUGGACACUACAAAACUCAAUAAAACAUUGCUCGUUUGUGAGUACCACUUUACUGCAGACAUGUGGGAAAAAGUACGUGUAGAUGGAAAAAAAAAAUUAAAAAGAAGUGCUAUUCCAACAAUUUUUGGUGAAUUAGUUACCCAAGUUAGAUAUAGUUCAAAAGAUCAACCAAUUAAAACUCUCCUACAAACUCCACCACAGGAGCCAGUAAAACAAAUAAUAACUAUUCAUGAUACUUCAUCAAAUAAUAUUAUUAUUGAAGAAGUUACUGAGAGUGUUGGUAAUGAUGGUGAUGAUGAUUCACGUGUAUCAACAACUGAAGAUACUGCUGAUGUUAAUUUAACAGAUGAUGAAAUUGAUACACCUAUACUACCUGAUGAGAAUCAACCUUCUCAUUCAGAUAAUAAAAUUGAUGCUUCAAUAUUAUCUGAAAAGAAACAACUUUCUCAUUCAGAAUUAAUACAAUAUGUAAAAAAAUUAGAACAAAACUUGGAACAAUCUGAAAAACAAGUAAUUAAGUUGAAGAAAAAUCAACAACUUUUACAGAAUAAAUUAAAAUAUCAACUUAGAAAAAAUAAACAACUACAAGCUAGAUUAAAUGCUUCAAGCAGUGAUGCAGUUAAGCAAAUUUUCAAUAACGAUCAAAUUCAAGUUAUGAAUGGAUAUAAAAAAUCACCUCAAUGGAGUAAUAGUACUAUAAUCAAAGCUUUAAAAUUAAGAUUAACAUGUGGUAUAUCUGGUUACAAAGAAUUAAUACAUCAUAAUCAUCCUCUUCCAUCUUUGAGAACACUCAGUAGAAGACUCAGUGCAAGAAAAGAAAAAACUGCUACCCCCAAGUAAAUUUAAUUACAUAUAUUAAUUUUCUUUGAUUAAUAACAAUGACAAAUUUAUUUUUACUAUGAAAACAAUUGUGAUUUAUAAUAAUAAAUCAAUUAAUAAAAAUAAAAUUAUUAUU
This is a messenger RNA of Aphidius gifuensis, 1191 nucleotides long. RefSeq lists its product as uncharacterized. Gene Ontology annotation, molecular function: sequence-specific DNA binding. Lineage: Eukaryota; Metazoa; Arthropoda; Insecta; Hymenoptera; Braconidae. The transcript is spliced from 4 exons. The record is from RefSeq and is a predicted model, not a curated record. The coding region runs from base 126 to 1076 and encodes 316 amino acids.